Molecule: messenger RNA, 3750 nt
Organism: Rhineura floridana
Lineage: Eukaryota; Metazoa; Chordata; Lepidosauria; Squamata; Rhineuridae
Gene: AZI2
Product: 5-azacytidine induced 2
Exons: 9
Coding region: 423-1655 (410 amino acids)
Biological process (GO): canonical NF-kappaB signal transduction
Cellular component (GO): cytoplasm
Source: RefSeq, a predicted model, not a curated record
UGCUAUGAGACUAUUUCCAGCAUGGAGGUGGGAAGGCGAGUACCCGUUGCGGUCACGUGAGAAGAGAGGGCGGAAGGUUGGCUUCCUGGUGUGUGAGAAGUGUUGAAAAGAAAGGUGUCCUAGGAGUGUUUUCUCUCCUUGUUAGGGGUGCCGCUUCCACUGUCGGGCUGGGUGGAGAACGAUGAGUGUCGUGAGGCGGUGGCUGAGGAGCACAAACUUCAGGAGCUUCGAAAUCUUUUUCGUGUUUCCCUCCGCGGUGGCUCUAUCGCACUGUUGAUUUGUGCUGCCGGAGACGAAAGGAACCUGGAAAGGGCCCGUCCCCGCCCACUUCUGCAAUGAGUUUGCUGGCCGCAGAAUACUGAAUCAGAGAUAACUAAGCAUAGACAUAAAACAGCCAGGAGUAGAAUUGGAGGUCAGUGGGGAUGAGCAGUAGCCAAGGCGGAGCCUUGACCCACUAUGGAAUUCAACCUCUCAAAACUGUCAUGGAUGAACUGGCAGAAGAUGACAUUGAUAUUUUAAACCGUGAAAAAGCAGACACUCAUCAUAGGCGGGAUGGAGAAAUUCCUCUGCCCGUAUAUUCAGGCGACGAAUCUGUUGCGUCACAUUUUGCACUGGUCACUGCUUAUGAAGACAUUAAGAAACGACUGAAAGAGACAGAAAGGGAGAACUCCCUCUUAAAGAAAAGAGUAAGAGUGUUAGAAGAAAAGCUUCUUGGCUCCCAUUUGGAAGAAAAAACAAGCUCUGUAGGUCGUGAGCAGGUUAACAAAGCCUACCAAGCAUAUCGAGAGGCUUGCAUUGAACGAGAUAAUCUGAAAAGUAAACUGGAUAAAAUGAUGAAAGAGAACACUGAAUCCCUGAAAAAUUUGAAUGAACAGUUGCAGUCCAAGGAAGUGGAGCUCCUGCAGCUAAGAACCGACCUGGAAACUCAACAAGGUGCACCUUGUUAUCAGUGUAAAUUGAUGAAGACUCUGAAUUCUACCCCAUCUAGCUGGGAAAUAGACAAGCUGAAUAAUGCCCUAAAAGUGCACAGUUUGGAGCAGGAUUUGGAGAAGCUGAGGGAAGAAUGUACUGAUCUUAGAAAAGAACUACAGAAAUCUAUACAGAAGGUUGUAUCCCAGGAAGGGGCUUUAGCAAAUGGAGAGUUUGUCCAGCAGCAGAACAGCAUUCCUAGUGAAAAUAUUCAGCAAGCGUACUGGGAACUGAAGAGGGAGAUGUCUAAUCUUCAUCUGGUGACUGAAGUGCAAGCUGAAAUGCUGAGAAAACUGAAACUGAUUCCAUCUGCAACCAAGAAAGUGUCAUCCUAUGCCGCUGCUCAGAGUAUUGAAGACUUUGAAAAGGACACCACAAAUCUUUAUUCAGCUGCUUCUGGAGCAAUGUGCAAAAAGAGGCAACUUCCACCAAGUGACCAUGUUUUCAGCAAUGCUGUGUCUUCCCCCUCAUGUACGGAUGAGAGACUUAUCCCAGUUUGUGACUCUCCAUUUCAGGAACAUAACUCGUAUGGAAAGAGCUCUCUGGAAGAUAAUUCUUGGGUCUUCCCAAGCCCUCCAAAACCUAGCGAGACAAUGUUUUGGGAAAUGAAAAACCGAGUGUCUCACUUAAACUUUCCAGAAAACAAUUUGGAUCACUGUAACCAAAACUGCCUGCACAAGAGCUAAGAACUUUAGGAGGCACUUGAUUUAGCUUUGAAUAGGCUGUUGUACAUGUAAGAGGAAAAUAGCUAAUGGGAAGGAGGAGGAUGAAAGUGUGGUAAUCUAAGCCAGGUUUUACUCUUCCCUUAUCUAGUUUUGAAAGCAGACCAUUUAAAUCAACAGAAAUGGCAUAUAAGGCCUAGUGUACAUGCAUUAGGUUCCAAUUGCACACCUGCAAAUUAUAGAGUAUUAAGUCUCAGAGUAAAACAAAAGUUGUACAUUGCAAUUGUGUGAAUAUUGCUAUGAAAUACAGUAUCUUCAGACAUUUCUACAAGCUGUCAGAAUGUCCUCUCUUUUUUGACACUGGCUCCUCCUUUAGGCCUCUCAGGUAAAGAAUAGAAUGUGAUUUAACUUUUACCUCCAGUUCUGACACAGUGUCCUUUUUUCCUUAAUAUGUGGUGUGUGUUGGCAAUGGGAAGAAAAGAUAAACAAGUGAAACGAUUGUGCCUCGUACAGUGAGCCAAAUUACUAGGAUUCCUUGUGUCAACUAUGUGCCUUUGUUGCACUUAGAGUGAAGGAUCUGAGGUAGUAAAGAAAGAAUAUUUUUAAAACUUCAUGGCAGAUAUUGUCUUCACAAGUGGUGGUGGUCUAGCAUUACCCUAGCCAAAAUGCUGUGACUAUGCAGGUGCCUAUCUGCCAGUUACCAAAAACUUUGCUUUAUGACUCCUAAGCCUGCUAAUUGCUUUGAUGUUGAAAACUCCAGGCGCCGCAAUAUAAGCAGGCCGAACUACAAUAUGCUAAAGGCAUGUAAUCUUUUGAUGAUAGUUCAUAAUUUAUGGCCUAUAUUCAUACGGUGCAUUAAGUAUCCAAAACAUUAUGUAGAUAGGUAACUCAAUAUUCUCUUGGCAAUCAAACAAUUCCUAACCUCCUGCUUAUCCUGUAUUACUGAUUAGCUUGUAGUCAAGAUUUAGUAGUAGAAUCUAUUAAUCCAUAUUGAGCUACUUUCAAGCAAAGAAGAGUGGAUGCCUUCAGGGUCCAUUAAUGUCCAGAUUUCCAGCAUUAGUUUUCCCUCCUUGGCAAAGUCUCACCAGAGCCUGACAACACAAUGAGGGACCAUCUGUCAGUUUUGUUAGUUCUAUGCCAGACUCCCAUCUGAUCAUUCCAACAGUUACAAACAAGUGUCUUCAGCCAUUUCAUCCCCCUCCUCCUUUCCAAUCUGCACUGGAAACACUGCACUGGAAAAAUUAAAAUCUUCAUUGGACCUAAUAGAAUAGGGGUGGGCAACCUGUGAGCCUUGGCCUAAUUUCAAAAGCCCUGCAAGGGAUCAGUUCAGACCUUCAGUCUGAACAUGUCCCUUCUCUGGCAACCUGCUGGGUGGGGAAAGAGAAAAGGUGGCUAUACCUACUCCACUCUGGCUCUGCCUGCUCCUGGCUUCUGGUGUGUGACCCCUGAUGGACUGUGCUGAGAGGAAUGAGCCCAUAGAGAGAAAAGGUUCCUUCCCCCUGUAAUAGACACAUGUUCUUAAACAAUUAAAAAUGACCUGCCAAGAAGCUGUGUUCUUAAGCAGUACAACUGUUAUCAGUGGUGUUCUCUAAAAGGAAAAGUGCUUAGUCUUCCUUACAUUACAGCUCUAAAUAUUUCAGUGCUGGCUGCUUUUUUCUUUGUCUCAUACUGGAGAGAGUUUUAUCUGUGGAACGAACAAUGUCUUCUACUGCAUUAGUGAAUGGCAUACAUAAAUAACAUACAUACCAUUCACCAGAUUUUUUUCCUUAUCUUCCUCACGUAACCUGGCUUGUCUAUGAUUAAUGGAAAUGGUGUCAGAUGCUGGAAUUUAUUCUGACCAAUGAACAUAGCUGACUCAAGGGAGUACAAUCUCCUGAAGAGUAAUAGAACAGAAUCCAAUAUGCAUAACAUAAAUCCAAAUCACUAGACUUCAGCUGAUAGAACCAACUACCUGUGUAAUAAAGCAACAAAAGCCAUUUCUCAUGUGGCUGCAUAGCUCAAAUGUGUUUUUCAGGGCUGCUUCUUAGGUUACAGAGACUUGGAUAAGUAUCACCGGCCAGUCCGCUGACCGCUUAACAUUUUGAACAAUGUACUGAAGAAAUGGUCAUAUUUUUAAAUA